AUGGUCUUCUCCGCCCUUCCAUCAUGUGAGGACAUGGAGACCUGGGCAGUAGGCCAGCCUCUGCUCCACUGUGUAAAUGCCGGUAUGUCGGAGGAGAUGCAACAGGACUCUGUGGAAUGUGCUACUCAGGAGUUGGAGAAACAGAACAGAGAAGGAGGGGCGUGUGACAAGAAGUACAACCCCACCUGGCACUGCAUCGUGGGGAGGAAUUUUGGUAGUUACGUGACACAUGAAACCAAACACUUCAUCUACUUCUACCUGGGCCAAGCAGCCAUUCAUCUGGUCAAAUCUAGUUAAAAGCAGGGACU
Molecule: messenger RNA, 308 nt
Organism: Pteronotus mesoamericanus
Lineage: Eukaryota; Metazoa; Chordata; Mammalia; Chiroptera; Mormoopidae
Product: dynein light chain 1, cytoplasmic-like
Exons: 3
Coding region: 1-297 (98 amino acids)
Biological process (GO): motile cilium assembly; intraciliary retrograde transport
Cellular component (GO): cytoplasmic dynein complex
Molecular function (GO): dynein intermediate chain binding
Source: RefSeq, a predicted model, not a curated record